UUUAAGGGUUUAGCAUUAGAAGGGUGUUUCAGACUCGGAACACAGCACAAACCUUUAGAACAUCCAAAAAUAUUGUGUGGCAGCCUCCUUGAAACUUGUGACUUCAUGUAAUUCACAUAAUUCUGACCGUCGCGGAAGAUCUUUCUCUUCUGAGAUUUCUUCAAAAAGAACUUAUAUCCAUAUUAUUGUUUUUGUCAAAAUCAUUCAUUGAACAACAACCAUGUUGAGAAAAGUUUCUCACAAGAUGUUAGAUUACCAGCAACUCUGUCGUGGAAAAACUCCUAUCCUCUUUGCUACAGCACCCACUGCUAUAAUCUUUUUUGUCUACGCAAACAGUAUAAUUUCUACUGUUUCUUUACAAUAAUUUUUUGUUGACACUAAACAAUUUUCUGGGGAACUACAUGUUCAUACAACUGAAAGACAAAUCACGUUGACAGCUAUCAUUAAGCAACCACUGCGUUCUAUGCAAAAAGUGAUUAAGGAAGUUGAUCAUAGUGAACAUCACAGUUCUGUAAUUCCGCCCUUCAAUCUCACAGAAGAAGAAAGAAUUGCGUGGUUUCGGAAAAAGGCACCGGGGUUUGAGAUUUUGAAGUCAAAAAACUUGACCAAGGAAUUUCAUGGUCGAUUUCUUGAAUUUUUCAGCAAUGAGUGUAUUGUUCAAAUCUCCAUGACAUGGAUUUCGCCGGUAGCAUCCUUUGAAAGAAGAGAGUUGGAAAGUGUGUUCAAAGUCCACCCUCAUGGCUGCUUGUUGAUUCUAUCAAGAGAUAUGGAUUCCAUACAAGGUUGCAGGAUUCUGAAACCACUACUUGACCAUAAGUACAGAGUUGCUGCAAUACCUGACUUGUCCUUUAUGUUCAAGAAAACUCCAGCAGAAACUUGGUUUGAAGAGAUGAAGAGUGGGAACAAAGACCCUGGCGAAAUUCCAUUGUCUCAGAAUCUAUCAAACCUCAUUAUACUUGCAGUUUUAAACAAGUAUGGAGGGAUUUACCUGGAUACAGAUUUCAUUGUCCUAAAAAGUUUUGCAGGCUUGAGGAACGCAAUUGGAGCACAAAGUAUUGGUGUGUCCAAGAAUUGGACAAGAUUGAACAAUGCAGUUCUAGUCUUUGAUAUGAAUCAUCCACUACUUUUCAAGUUCAUAGAAGAAUUCGCUUCGACUUUCGAUGGAAAUAAAUGGGGGCAUAAUGGACCCUAUUUGGUCUCCAGAGUUGUGCAGAAAGUGGCUGAGAGACCUGGAUAUAACUUUACAAUCUUGCCUCCCAUGGCAUUCUAUCCAGUUGGUUGGAAUAGGAUAGGUGGUUUUUUCAAGAAAUCAGAAAGCAAUGCGGAAUCAAGAUGGGUAAAUGCCAAGCUACUUCAGCUUAUAAGUGGGGAGACUUAUGGGAUACACGUAUGGAACAGGCAGAGCAGUAGAUUCAGCAUUGAAGAGGGAAGUAUCAUGGGUAGAUUGAUCUCAGAUAAUUGUGUCAUUUGGGAAUACAAAUAAAGCUCUUGAAGAAGAUUUAUGAAUAGAGAUGUAUAAAGUUUCUUCAAUCAGGUAGCUGCACCCGUACAGAGUCAUCAGAUACAGAAUCAACAAAAAUCCUCCCAUUGUUUAUAGAUGAGUCCACUCGUUGCUUGAAAGUCCCAUAUUUCUUCCAAGAGUCUUUUGUAUCUUUAUUUGUCGAUUUCAUUCAUCUCCCAUUCAACGUAAAUAUCACAACGAGGACAUAAAAGCAAAUCUCUCGCAACAAAGAUGUAAUUUUAUUUUUUGUUCUGAAUUAUAGGCGACUAAUUGUUUCA
Messenger RNA from Populus trichocarpa (black cottonwood), 1779 nucleotides. RefSeq lists its product as uncharacterized. The record is from RefSeq and is a predicted model, not a curated record. NCBI's taxonomy places the organism in Eukaryota, Viridiplantae, Streptophyta, Magnoliopsida, Malpighiales, Salicaceae.